Dendronephthya gigantea is the source of this 864-nucleotide messenger RNA. RefSeq names its product adhesion G protein-coupled receptor E2-like. Gene Ontology annotation, molecular function: calcium ion binding. NCBI's taxonomy places the organism in Eukaryota, Metazoa, Cnidaria, Anthozoa, Malacalcyonacea, Nephtheidae. Bases 1 to 864 code for a protein of 287 amino acids. The record is from RefSeq and is a predicted model, not a curated record. The transcript has 8 exons.
AUGGAUCUAUUUUGUACGUGUGAUUCUGGAUAUACUGGAGAUGGAUUCAACUGCACGGGUGGUUCCUACAUCUGCACAUGUGAUUCUGGAUAUCGUGGAGAUGGAUUUAAGUGCAAUGAUAUAAAUGAAUGCCAAACAGAUUUCCCAUGUCAUUCCAAUGCGACUUGCAAUAACACAGAUGGUUCUUACAUUUGCACAUGUGAUUCUGGUUAUAAUGGCGAUGGGUUUAAUUGUACUGAUAUAAAUGAAUGCCAAACAUAUCUCCUUUGUCAUUACAAUGCUACGUGCAAUAACACAGAUGGCUCUUACAUUUGCACAUGUGAUUCUGGUUAUAGUGGCGAUGGAUUUAAUUGUACUGAUGUUGACGAAUGCAUAACAUCUCCCCCAUGUCAUUCCAAUGCUACGUGCAAUAACACAGAUGGAUCUUAUCUUUGCAAAUGUGAUCCUGGCUAUAGUGGAGAUGGGUUAAACUGCACUGACAUAAACGAAUGCCAAACAAACUUCCUAUGUCAUUCCAAUGCUACGUGCAAUAACACAGAUGGGUCUUAUAUCUGCACAUGUGAUUUUGGAUAUAGCGGAGAUGGAUUUAACUGCACAGACAUCAAUGAGUGCCAGACAAAUUUCCCAUGUCAUUCCAAUGCAACGUGCAACAACACAGAUGGAUCUUACUUCUGUGAAUGUUUUCCCGGUUAUAGUGGAAAUGGCUUCAACUGCAAUGAUGUAAACGAGUGCCACAACAAUUUCUCUUGUCAUCCCAAUGCAACUUGCAAUAAUACAGAUGGAUCAUACAUUUGUAAAUGUGACACUGGCCAUAGCGGAAAUGGAUUCAACUGCACCGGUAAGGAUAUUAGUUUAUUAGUUUAA